CUUGCAAUAGAAAGAACAAAUUUGUGGAACUAAUCAUUAAACGUAUUAAGUAAAGAAAAUUUUUUUGUCAAAUAUUUAGUCGAAAUAUUUACAGAAAAAGAAUUUUUUCCAUUCAACAUACCAAAAAAAAAAGAAUUUUUUCCGUUUACAAGUAAGAACAUUGAAAUUUGGAAAAACAAAAUUUCCGAGUGCGAACAUUUUGCUAAAGCACAAUAUACAAUCGAACACAAUUCAAUGGCCGCUGAAGAAGAAGAUUUGCCAAAAGAAUUAGAUAAACUACAGAUUACAUCUGUGCCUCAAUUUCAGUUAUCGAAGGAUGCGCCAAUAGGGAUGAACCCGUUUUCGGGUAGUGAAUUAAAAAUCGCUCCGACAGCGUCUGACAUGGUGGAGAUAUCUGUUCUUCGUUACUCGCUUUUGAAUGGAUGUGGAUGUCGCUUGCGACGAUCUUCGGAGAGUGUAUUAGAUGAAUUAAAAGCCACUAAAGGAGUGCAGGUUUCAAAAAAGUCGAUUACAACGCAAGCAGGAUAUCGCCGAACUGUUUUACGUGAACCAGUACUUAAAGCUCUUCAUUUUCAUUCUCAAGGACGGGCGCGUCGACGGUACUUCUCGUCGGGUUCUUCUGGUAAUUCACCUAAUCUAUCCAUUGAACAUCAUAAUUCACAUACUAAUGGUGCUUUAAAAUCUGGUAUAUCGGAUUUCGGCGAACUAAUUACAGAAUGCUGCAAUAUAUCGGGAGAUGACGACGCUGACGGCAAUCAAAAAAGCUUAGAUAAUCGCAUUUCAAAGAAUUUCACUACUAUGCAACCAUCUGUAAAAACAAAUAAGUUGCCACGUAUUAGAUCAUCUGUCCGAAUAUAUACUCGAUCACGUCCUAAGCAUGUCUGUUAUCGGAAUUGGAGCACAACUAAUUCAUUAAGAGAUCAUCUACAGAAUUGUACUAAUCAGCCGUUGCCUAAAAGCACUGCAUCUGAUCCAGAAAUCUCGACAAAUGCUCGUCACGGCAAUUCAUGUUCUCAACAGGCUGCUGGCAAUAGCGCAACUGCUAUCUGCGAUGAUAUAACUAUAAAUGAGUUGGCAAGCUAUUUUGAUACUCUUGUUCAUAUCCCAAAGAAAAUGUCGCCAAUGGCAGAAAUGAUGUAUACUUAAGGUUAUCUCGUUCAAACGUAAAGAGUAUACAUAAAUUCAGCCAAAGGAUAUCCAGAAAAUAAAACAUAGAAUUCACAUUAUUGUACACACAAUUUUCCAGUUCUUAUCCUUUUCUAAAAGCGCUCACAUGUUUACAUACGUCAUUUUCAGGAACUAUUCAAUGUAUAUAU
This is a messenger RNA of Glossina fuscipes, 1316 nucleotides long. RefSeq lists its product as uncharacterized. The transcript has a single exon. Bases 235 to 1146 code for a protein of 303 amino acids. NCBI's taxonomy places the organism in Eukaryota, Metazoa, Arthropoda, Insecta, Diptera, Glossinidae. The record is from RefSeq and is a predicted model, not a curated record. Gene Ontology annotation, biological process: cellular response to hydrogen peroxide.